Molecule: messenger RNA, 666 nt
Organism: Lasiodiplodia theobromae
Lineage: Eukaryota; Fungi; Ascomycota; Dothideomycetes; Botryosphaeriales; Botryosphaeriaceae
Exons: 1
Coding region: 1-666 (221 amino acids)
Source: RefSeq, a predicted model, not a curated record
AUGGCCAUUCACAAGGCGCGGCAGGCGGAACAAGACGGCCUUAACCCGCACCUGUCGAUUAUCAAGGCGGACACCGCUAUAGCCGAAGGACGAGGCUUCCCGGCGUAUCCUCUCGUCGUCGACGCCCGCAAAAGAGGCCUUGUUCCCGGUAUGCGUUACCGAGGACUCCGGGAGUAUCUAAUUUGGGGAGAGAUCUCGCAAGAGUCGAUUAUCUAUGAUCUCCCCUUCCAGGUUCUACGCACGCUUACGUCAAGCGACCUCGGCGUCGCCGACCUACUCGCCUUAGACGACAUCGAUCCGGCGCCUCGCAUGAGUCUGGGGCGUAUACGCCGGUCACUUCUGGGUCAAGAAGUUCUUCUGGACGAAUCGGCCGGCCACGUCAUCGGGAGAUUGGUGGCUCUUUUUGGGCUUGGAACACUGUCGCCGCCGGAGGCAAUCAGACAGUUUGUUUACGACCUUUUUCAAGGCUGGGUUCUUGGCGCUUUUAACGUCUGGGAUAUGGCAGACGAAUUUGUCGUUGGCUUACAGGAUGGCGAGGCACGGUCUGGCGGCGCUGUUAUUGUUUUAGACGAUCCCGAGGAGGCGGACCUGAAAGCGGGCUUCAUUUGCGGAGUCGUCGGGGCCCAGAAGGCCUUGAAAAAGGAGCGCCGUUUGGUGCGCAAGUAG